AUGCCUCUAAUUCAAGAUUUCAAACCAAUUCCUUUAAAAGACACAGAUCUAUUUAAACCUAUCAAAUUGGGUAACCAUCAACUAAACCACAGAGUUGCAUUGGCCCCAUUGACACGUAUGAGAAAUGUCAAGAACGUGCCAACUGACCAAAUGAUUGAUUAUUAUGAUCAAAGAUCUAAUCAAGAAGGUAGUUUUGUGAUAAGUGAGGCAACAUUCAUUUCUGCUAAAGCUGGUGGUUAUGAAACAGCACCAGGUAUUUUCAACGAAGAACAAAUCUCACAAUGGAGUAAAAUCUUCAAAAAAAUUCAUGAGAAUAAAUCUGUUGUUUUCCAACAAUUGUGGCAAUUAGGUUGGCAAUCAAUCCCAAGUGCCUUAGCAGCUGAUGGUUUCAAAUAUGUUAGUGCUUCUGAUGAGCCAUAUAUGGAUGAAGCUAGUGAAAAAGCUGCCAAAGAAUGUAAUAAUCCUCAACAUGGGUUAACUAUUCCAGAAAUCAAAGAAUAUGUUAAAGAUUUUGUUCAAGCUUCUAAAAAUUCUUUGAAAGCAGGUGCAGAUGGUGUGGAAAUCCAUUCAGCAAAUGGUUAUUUAUUGAAUCAAUUUUUGGACUCAAAUUCAAAUAGAAGAACUGAUGAAUAUGGCGGAUCAAUUGAAAACAGAGCAAGAUUCACCUUGGAAGUUGUUGAUGCUAUUGUGGAUGCUAUUGGUGCUAAUAAAGUUGGUAUUAGAUUAUCACCAUAUGGUGUUUUUGGUAGUAUGAAUGGUUCAAAAGAUCCAGAAUUCUUAGCUGUUUACGCUUAUGUUAUUGCCCAAUUGGAGAAAAGAGCAUUUGACGGUAAAAGAUUGGCAUAUAUUCACUUAGUGGAACCACGAGUUACAAGUCCUCUCAAUCCAGAAGGUGUUGGUGAAGUUGAUGGUUCAAAUGAUUUCAUCUACAACAUUUGGAAAGGUGUUGUUAUCAGAGCUGGUGAUUAUGCUUUACAUCCUGAUAUUGCAGCAAAAGAUGUUGGAAAACCAAAUACCAUGAUUGCUUAUGGUCGUUUAUUCAUUGCUAAUCCUGAUUUACCUUAUAGAUUAAAAGAAGGAUUAGCUUUAAAUGCUUAUAAUCGUGAUACUUUCUAUGCUCCUACCAGAGUUGGAUACACUGAUUACCCAACUUAUGAGGAGAUUAAACAAGAGAAAUUAUAA
Hansenula anomala is the source of this 1182-nucleotide messenger RNA. RefSeq names its product alkene reductase. NCBI's taxonomy places the organism in Eukaryota, Fungi, Ascomycota, Saccharomycetes, Phaffomycetales, Wickerhamomycetaceae. The coding region runs from base 1 to 1182 and encodes 393 amino acids. The transcript has a single exon. Gene Ontology annotation, molecular function: NADPH dehydrogenase activity; FMN binding. The record is from RefSeq and is a predicted model, not a curated record.